GUUAGGCACUCCCUGUCAAACUGUCAAAAAAAUAUACAAAUAUUUUGAUUUUUUAUAAUGUUUUUUACCAUUACUAGUUAAUCUUGCAUUGUACAUUUUAUAUACGAAAAUGAGUCGUAAGGCAGGCAGCCUCGAGUUACUGGACAUGGAUCCGAACCAUUUUAAUAAUAAGGAAAAUUACAGGUCAGAAACAAAGAGCCUUAAUAGCAAAGGACAAGAUUCUACCAACUGGGGCAAAACAUCUCCGAGCAAAAGUUACUGCUCGUCAAGUUCAACUUCAACAGAGAAUGUUGUGUCUACAUUGGAAAGAAAGAAGGCCCAAGCUGCUGCAGAACAAGGCACUCUAAACCGACCCGAUGAUCUUCCUUUACUACCUGGUGAAAAAGUCACAGGACAAGCCAGAGAUGUAACUUAUUUAUGCCCCUUUCAAGGUCCUGCUAGGGGUGUCCUCACUGUUACAAAUUAUAAACUGUACUUUAGGUCAGCUGAUAAAGACUUGUCUAAUGUAAUUGAAGUCCCUCUUGGAGUUAUCUCCCGGAUAGAAAAAGUAGGUGGAGCAUCAUCAAGGGGAGAAAACGCCUAUGGCAUUGAAAUAUUUUGUAAAGAUAUGAGAAACUUGAGGUUCGCACACAAGCAGGAGAACCAUUCCAGGCGAACCGUAUUCGAAAAGUUACAAACUUUCGCUUUUCCGUUAAGUUUUAAUUUGAAACUCUUCGGGUUUGCUUAUCAAGAAGCUUUCAGCGAAAAUGGCUGGGCUGUUUAUGAGCCAAUUGCCGAACUUAAACGGUUGGGAGUUAAUAACGAUAUGUGGAAAAUUACGAAAAUUAAUGAAAACUAUACAAUUUGUGAUAGUUACCCUGCCGUAUGGGCCAUUCCGGCCCAAGCUACCGAUGAAGAUAUUCAAGCAGUUUGCAACUUUAGAAGCAGAGGAAGAUUACCAGUUUUAAGUUGGAUACAUCCAGAAUCGCAGGCCACAAUUACAAGGUGUGCCCAACCUUUAGUGGGGGUUGGUGGCAAAAGGUGUCGAGAAGAUGAACAUUACAUUCAGCUAAUUAUGGAUGCUAAUGUACAGAGUCACAAAAUGAUUAUUAUGGAUGCCAGACCAACUGCAAACGCUAUUGCUAAUAAAGCUAAAGGAGGAGGUUAUGAGUCAGAAGAUGCCUAUCAAAAUGCCGAACUAGUCUUUCUGGAUAUCCAUAACAUUCACGUAAUGCGAGAAUCCUUAAGGAAACUAAAAGAAUUAUGUUACCCAAGCAUUGACGAAACGAAAUGGUUAAGCGGGGUAGAAUCAACUUACUGGUUGAAGUAUAUAAAAUGUAUUUUAGCUGGAGCAGUCAGGAUUGUCGACAAGGUUGAAAACCACAAAACAUCAGUUUUGGUCCACUGCUCAGAUGGAUGGGAUAGGACCGCUCAGCUUACGGCACUAUCAAUGUUAAUGUUGGACCCAUAUUAUCGUACUAUUAAAGGAUUCGAGGUAUUAAUUGAAAAGGAGUGGUUGUCUUUUGGGCACAAAUUUCAACAGAGGGUUGGUCAUGGCGAAGACCAUCACAGUGACGCAGAUCGUUCUCCCGUUUUCCUUCAGUUCAUAGACUGCGUGUGGCAAGUCACCCAACAGUUUCCCAACGCCUUCGAAUUCAACGAGCAUUUUUUGAUCACCAUUUUAGAUCACUUAUACUCCUGUCGGUUCGGCACCUUUUUAUUCAACAGCGAACGAGAACGGGUAUUGGAAAAAAUUAAAGACCUUACCGUGUCCCUUUGGUCAUACACGAACAGCAAUAUGGAGUUAUAUAGGAAUCCGCUCUAUUGGGCUACGAGUAAACAGGAAAGGGUACUGGUUCCCAUCGCUAGUGUGAGGCAUAUUAAGUUAUGGAAAGCUUAUUACUGCAGAUGGAAUCCUACUAUGAGAACCCAGGAUCCGGUUUAUCAAAGAAUAAGGGAGCUACUGGUACUAAAAGAACAACUUGAGAAUACUGCUCAAGAGUAUAGGAAGGAACAACAGCAACGAAUGACCAGAAGUAAUGCCAGUCCCACGUGAUUACUUAAAAUGUGAAUUGAAAUUGCAUUUUUUUCUAAAUUAAGGCGGCACAUUCUAUAAAUUUUACUGCCCAAUCCGUUUUGUAUACUGUUUUAUAAAUAAUAUCUAUCCCACACCACUAGUCCUGCUUUUUAAGGUCCUUAUCAAUAAGUUUAAUAACAUGUUUUGUUUUUUUUUUAAGGUGUUAACCUUUUUUGUAAGCUUAACCUAAGAAGAUUAAAGUAUUAUGUUGAACAA
Anthonomus grandis grandis is the source of this 2272-nucleotide messenger RNA. It is a transcript of the gene mtm, whose product is annotated as myotubularin-related protein 2. The record is from RefSeq and is a predicted model, not a curated record. NCBI's taxonomy places the organism in Eukaryota, Metazoa, Arthropoda, Insecta, Coleoptera, Curculionidae. The coding region runs from base 110 to 2035 and encodes 641 amino acids. Gene Ontology annotation, biological process: dephosphorylation. The transcript is spliced from 11 exons. Gene Ontology annotation, molecular function: phosphatidylinositol-3,5-bisphosphate 3-phosphatase activity.